GCAAUAUUUACAUCGUCUCCGUUCACGUUGAAGCAAGAUCGGAUCCACGUGUUUUUAAUCAGUUGAAAUACUCCUCGCAGUAGGAGUUUUGGAGAAUGCAUCAUGGGCAGCUAUGGGCAGUUGAGCUAUACCUAUGUGGAAGACAUUAACUUCCGUGUCUACACAGAUGAGGAAAUCAGGAAGAUAUCUGUCUUACGGAUCACUAAUGACUUGUCCAUUAAUGAGCUGGGACACUUCUCGCCCGAUGGCUUGUAUGACCUGCGCAUGGGCCCUAUGUCUGUGCGUGAACGAGACCAGUGUCAGACAUGUAGACAAGAGAGCAACCGCUGCCAGGGCCAUUGCGGACACAUCGACUUGCCUCUGCCACUCUACAAUCCCUUCUUCUAUGAUGUCUUAAAGAAAAUUGUGGGGAGAAUAUGCUGGACCUGCUUCAGAUACCAAGCAAAGCCACAUCAAGCAGUGCUGUUGGUGAACCAGGUUCAGUUGCUAAAGGAAGGCUAUGGGCAAGAGGCUCUAGAAAUGGAAGAAAUUGCCUCCAGAAUCAUCUCAGGAGAAGGUGGAGAGGCUGAUGAGGUAAAAGUGGGUCUGGAUGACAAGGAUAUAAAAGGAAGUGAAAAGGGAUAUCCACACAUGGUAAUGAUGAGGAAACUUGACAAAGAACUAAGCAAUUUUUACAAAAAGGUUAUUGCAGGUGGGACGUGCAGCUCUGACACAUCAACAUCAAAUGUGAAGGCCGUCCACCAGCAAGUCACAAGGCACUUCUAUAACGAAAGUCAGCCCAAGCUUUCGUGCCACUUCUGUCGCACCAGGAGACUGCGGUUGACACUUCAGAAUUCCAGGUUCAUGGUGGUCAACAAGUCAGCCACAACUAUAAAAAAUCAGAAUUUGAAAGAGAAGAAAGCAGCCACACCUCAAAAACCCAAGGCUAAGGCAAAGGCCAAGCCAAAGUGGAAGGAGAGUGUUUUUUCCGAUGAAGAUGAGUCCGAUGGAUAUGAUGAUGCUGAGGAUAAAAAUGUUGAUAUGGAAGAGGCCAGCCCAGAGAAAGUUAAGGAGGAGGAGGAAGAGAGUUUAGAAAAGAAUGCAGAGGGAAAUGAUGAUGACGACACAGAGCCAAAGGAGGAAGAGGAAACUAUGAAAGAUUCCAGUUCGAGUAUUGUGUCAGACGCGCAGUCUUACGUGACACCUGAGCAGGUACGAAAUGCUCUACGAAAAGUUUGGCUCAAAGACAACGAGUUACUGAAGCACCUGUAUCCCAUUCUGGGCUGUUCAGAAUGGGAAUACCCCACAGACAUGUUCUUUUUGCACACACUGCUUGUGAUUCCUCCAAGAUACCGCCCCUGUGACUUCCAGAAUGGGAUGACGGUGGAACAUGAAACAAGCACUCUCCUGAAGAGUGUUGUAAAGCUGUCAAAGUGCCUCACUUUCCUUAUGUCUCUAGUGAAUGGCACCUUAAAGGAGAUUCCUGAAACUCUCAACUACAUUAUCUCUGAGAUUCCUGGAAAGAAUCCCCUUGAGAAGAGUCAGACUGUAUGGUUCCAAAUGCAAGGGAAUGUAGACAACAUCUUUGAUGCCGAUCUCAAUCGCCUGGCCAGGACCACAACCAAGGGGAUUAGACAGGUGAUUGAGAAAAAGAAUGGCCUUUUCCGACGGAACCUGAUGGGCAAACGUGUCAAUUACUCAGCAAGAUCAGUGGCUGCCCCUGAUCCUCUCCUUGCUGUAGAUGAAGUGGGUGUACCCAUGGAUUUUGCUAUCCGACUCUCGUACCCAGUGCCUGUAACACAGUGGAAUGUGGAGGAACUGAGGCAGCUGGUAAUAAAUGGAGCAUAUGAGUACCCCGGAGCGUUGAUGGUUGAGGAUGAAGAGGGCAGUAAGAAGCGUCUCACAACACUGGAUAAGAACCAGCGUAUUGCCAUAGCUAAGCAGUUACUCACCCCAAAAGAAUCACAUGUAAGAAGAGUUAAUGCUACCAAAAUUGUCUACAGGCACUUGCAAAAUGGUGAUUUAGUUCUCAUGAACCGUCAGCCAACCUUACAUAGGCCAAGUAUACAAGCUCACAGAUCGAGAAUUAUGCCAAAGGACCGUGUGUUGCGUAUGCCUUAUGCCAAUUGCAAAGCCUACAAUGCUGAUUUUGACGGGGAUGAACUCAACAUGCACUUCCCUCAAAAUGAGCUGGCACGCAGUGAGUCCCACCACCUCAUCACAACCAAAAACCAGUACCUCACUCCCAAGGACGGCUCUCCUCUGGCAGGUCUCAUCCAGGACUGCGUUGUGUCUAGUGUAAUGUUGACCAUGCGUGGGACAUUCUUCAGCAAGGAGGACUACCAACAGUUACUCUACUCAGCACUUGCUGAAGAGACCAGGAAGAUCGAAAUCCUCCCGCCGGCUAUUUUGAAGCCAAAAAUGCUGUGGUCUGGAAAGCAGGUCAUUUCCAGCCUUCUUCAUAACAUCAUCCCUAAGACAAAGGCCAGACCUUCUUUUAGCUUCAGAACUUCAGUCAAAGUGGAUUUGUGGCAAACAGAUGAACCCAGAACAUGGAAAGCAGGUGGGAAGCCAGAGAAAAGGAAAGAGUGCAUGACAGAAUCAGAUUUUGUCAUGCGAGAUGGUGAACUCUUGGCUGGAGUGAUAGACAAGAGUGCCAUAGGAUCUACUAGCCACGGCUUGGUUCACGUUUGUUAUGAUCUUUAUGGUGGGUCAGUUGCAACGAGAGUACUAACAGCCAUCAACAGGCUGUGUGUGUACUACUUACAGUGGUCAGGUCACACCAUUAGCGUAAAGGAGUUUGUCACAUCAAAAGGUCUCAGCAAGAAGCGAAGGGAAAAUCUAGCAGAAUUGGUCAAGAAAGCCCCAAGCAAAGUGAGUCAGAGGCUUCAUAUCACAGAGAACGAUUUUAGAGAUUACUUUGAAAAUUCACACAUGUCUGGGAAUGAAAAGGAUAUGGCUGCCAUUGAUGCAGCUUACACAGCUGCCCUGGGUCCCACCACCUCAGAGAUCACAGCAGAAAACGAGAGAGGACUUCUCCGUUGCAGCCUUGACAACCACAUGAGAAUGAUGGUGGACACCGGUGCAAAAGGUUCAAAGGUUAACAUGAACCAGAUGGCUUCACUCUUUGGAUCUGUGGCCAUUGACGGCAAGAGAAUGCCCAUAAGCAUUACAGGGAAGUUUUUGCCAUCAUUCAAACCUUAUGAAGCCAAUCCACGCGCUGGAGGUUAUAUCCCCCAUCGCUUCAUGACAGGGAUGGAUCCUGAAGCAUAUUUCUACUUGUGUAUUGUAGGCCGUGAUAGUUUACAACAUACAGCUGUAAAGACAGCCAACAGUGGUUAUUUACAGCGAUGUCUUAUCAAGCAUUUGGAGGGGAUACAGGUCAAAUAUGACAUGACCGUGAGAAAUAGUGAUGGACUUGUAUUACAGUUCAAUUACGGAGAAGAUGGACAGGAUGUGACAAAGGUUCCCUUCCUGAAAAGUAGCACCACCAUGAAUGUGUUGGUAGAGAAUUACAGUCGACUUUUAGAAGACCGCUCACUUACCAUUGCCAAGUCUGUAGGGGACAAAGAAGAAGUAGACCACUACACAAAGAAGCUAAAGAAAUGGCGUAAGAAGUAUGGCAAGGAGGGUAGCGGUCGGCGUUCUGGGUUCCUCAAGUUCUGCAAAAAGAUGUCAAAGACGAUAGAAGCCCCCGGGUACUGCAAUGAUACAGGCCGUCCUAAUUCAUAUAAAGUACUUCAGGAAAUGUGGGCUGAGCUGCCAGAAGAGGAGAAAUUAAAGUAUGAGAAAGUUGGUGCACAUUGCCCGGACCCAGUGAAUUCAGUAUUUUCUGGUGCAGCCAAUCUUGGUGUUGUAUCAGAAGCUUUGGAACAGCUCAUUGAUGAUUACUAUGAAAACCACUAUUCAAAGAAACCCACUCAGGAGCAAAAGCUAACAUAUGAGGAGGUGGCAACAACAGUUCACAUGAAGGCUUUAACAUCAAAGGUUGAUCCUGGUGAGGCAGUUGGUGCGCUGUGUGCUCAGGCCAUUGGUGAACCACUGACUCAGAUGACACUCAACACUUUCCAUUUUGCCGGAAGGGAUGAGCUUAACGUUACUCUUGGUGUGCCUCGGAUGGUGGAAAUCUUGCGAACUGCUGGGAAAAACAUCUCGACACCAAUCAUGGAAGUACCUUUCCAUAAGAGUGUCACAAAGGCCUAUGCAACUGCCCUGCAGAUUAAGCUCACUGAAGUCCCAUUAGCUAAAGUUCUACAUGGACUAGAUGUCAGUGUACAGCUGGAAAGGGAUGGAAAGAACAGAAUUCAUCGCUCAACGAAGGUGAAAUUCACCUUCCUCCCUCACAAGCAGUACAAACACGUGUGUGCUGUGAAUCCCUCCCGAGUGCUACAGUACAUGGAGCGUCAGUUCAUUCCAAAAAUAAUGACGAAAGAAAUUCAUAGAUCAUUUAUGAAAAAGAAAUCAGCAUGUUCAACAGCCCUAGAUCAAAAAAGAGCGGAGAGAAAAGCACGUGAUGAAGAAGACGACGCUGAAGUCAAUGAAGAGGGGGAUACCAAAGUGAUAGAGGAGCAGAAACAAGCGGCAGAUGAGAGCUCUGGUGAUGAAGAUGAAGAUGAGCCUGAGGUGGGUGCGGAUGACGGCACGUUGGCCUCUCGCAACACAAAAGCAAAGGAGCAAGACUACUCAGAAGACGAGGGGGAGAAGGAAAGCAGAGAGCAAUCAGAGAAUGAAGAAGAACCCGACAACAAUGAAAUGUCGGAGGAUGAAUUAAUGCCAGUAAAUGUCAAAACUCCCAAGAAGAAAAAGGGUACUGCCAUCAGUGAAUCUACAGUACGGUUUAGGAAGAGUGCGGUUACAGAUGCAGAUGCUUGGAUAGUCGACUACAGCUUUGACACAGAAGAGGAACUGUGGUGUGAGGUUACCAUGCUCUUGCCUCUGGCUGGAGGUAACUAUGACAUCCCAUCCAUUGUGCGGCAAAAGUCUCAACGCUGCCUAAUUCACAGUGUUCCCGGGAUUAAGCGUGUUUUUGUUGUGGAGAAGGAUGACGGGUUAUUGCUGAGAACUGAGGGAGUUAAUAUAUUUAAAAUGUUUGAAUAUGAGCAUCUCUUAGAUGUGAAUCGUCUCUACACCAACAAUAUUCACCAAGUAGCUGAGAUGUAUGGGAUAGAAGCCGCACAGCGUUCAAUCAUAAGGGAAUUGCGGGCUGUACAAUCUGCAUAUGAUAUCAAGGUCGACUUCCGCCACUUAACCCUCCUGGCUGAUUACUUUACCUGCGAGGGGGUUUACAAGGCCUGUUCCCGCCAGGCUCUGGCUACGUGCCUUUCUCCACUACAGAAGAUGUCUUAUGAGACUUGUAUAGCUUUUCUCAAAUCAGCACUUUUACAAGGAGAGAAAGACCGAAUGCUGUCACCAUCAGCAAACAUUGCUGUUGGACAACCUGUUAAAGUAGGCACAAAUGUUAUGCAUGUUCUGCCUCUAAUUAGAUAAUGAAAUGUAUGUAUGUAAUUGUAAUUGAGUCAGCAGAAAAUAUUUGUAAUGUUUAAAUCUGUUAAAUUAUAAAAAUAUAUAUAUGCUCAAGUACGUUAUUCCCCACAAUUUUGGAUUUUCAUGGAAUACUAGCAUUAAUAUGAUGAAAAUCAUUAAUUACCUAGUGCCUUCCAUUAAAUGAUAAAAGUAAUUACCAAAUCAAAGAAAAUGUCUUUUUUCCAAUUCUUGUUAUUUGCAUAUUUCUGGAGAUCAGUCCAGCAGAUUUUCACUGAAAGCAAAUUGUAUUUCUUUCCUAAUAAAAGUAUCAAAUACUAA
Messenger RNA from Penaeus chinensis, 5781 nucleotides. It is a transcript of the gene RpI1, whose product is annotated as DNA-directed RNA polymerase I subunit RPA1-like. Gene Ontology annotation, cellular component: RNA polymerase I complex. The record is from RefSeq and is a predicted model, not a curated record. Gene Ontology annotation, biological process: DNA-templated transcription. The transcript is spliced from 29 exons. NCBI's taxonomy places the organism in Eukaryota, Metazoa, Arthropoda, Malacostraca, Decapoda, Penaeidae. Bases 103 to 5466 code for a protein of 1787 amino acids. Gene Ontology annotation, molecular function: DNA binding; DNA-directed RNA polymerase activity.